CAUUUACUAACGUCCAGAACCCGGUGGUUGAGUUUCGGUUGGACACCUAAUGGGAUCUUCAUAUUCUCCAUUUUCUUUUCUUGAAACGAAUAUUCAAUUCAUUUUAGCGUUAUAAUAUUGGUAACUAAUAAUAAUUAAGAAUUAACGUAAUGAUGCGUAGAGCGUGUGACGCCCACUUUCAUGAAAAUUGAUUAAAUCGAAUUUGAAUCGGUUCCUUCUUUUGCUUUUUGGGGUGGGGAAAAAAAGGAUUAAUUAAUAAAUAAAAGAGACAGAGGCUUGGGUUUGGCGUUUUGGUUGUUUGGUAGGUAGCUAUUGUUUUUAUUAGUUUUACUAGUCGUCUCGUUCCUUUUUCCCUCCCCCGCCCCACAGCCACAGCACAGGCUGGAUUUCCUUCUCUCCCAACGUUUACUUUCCCUUUUACUGUGGUGUGUGGUGUGGUGGGUUGAAAUGGAAAAGGAGCCGCCUUUGAUGACAAGCAUUUAACCUUUCACAGCCACUUUUCCGCAUAAUUUCUUUACGGAUUCCUAAAGAAGAAGGAGAAGCAGAAGUUAAGACUUAAGAGAAGAGAAGAGGAACCCACGACAAGUUUUGGGUGGGUUUGAGUUUGACCUCUUUGCCGUCAUCUCUCUAUGUGGCUGGUUGCGUCCUGAUUUGGCUUAUUUCAGAGGAAAAAAGACCAAAUAAUUCAGCAGUAACAGAAACAAGUUCAAACAGAAGAAGAAGAAGAAGAAGAAGAAGAUGAUGAUGAGGGAGAGAGAGAUGUAUCCUGUUCCCAUGCCUCCUAACGAUCCGUCUGCUACUGCUCAUCCCGGCGCCAGCGGCGAUGACGUUGAUGACCAGGACAAGGAUCGCCCCAGAGUUUAUCAGGCUUGGAAAGGGAGUAAUAUAUUUGUUUUCGGUGGAAGGCUUAUAUUUGGACCAGAUGCAAGAUCACUGGCCCUAACCAUGUUGCUGAUUGGUGCUCCUGCUGUUGUUUUCUGCAUCUUUGUGGGACGCAAGUUAAUGGACGAUUUCCCUCAUCAUUCAGGGAUAUCAAUACUCGCCAUCGUUUCUUUCUUAACUGCUCUCGACUUGGUAUUUCUUCUAUUAACUUCAGGUAGAGAUCCUGGUAUAAUACCAAGGAAUUCUCACCCGCCAGAGCCAGAAGGUAACGAAGGGCUUGCACGACUAACCCCACCAUUCCGUUUGCCACGGACUAGAGAUGUUCUUGUCAAUGGGAUCGUUGUCAAAACCAAGUACUGUGAUACUUGCAUGCUUUACAGGCCACCUCGAUGCUCUCACUGCUCCAUAUGCAACAACUGUGUUCAGAGAUUCGACCAUCACUGCCCUUGGGUUGGCCAAUGCAUUGGAUUGCGAAACUAUCGGUUCUUCUACAUGUUUGUAUUCACUACAACUGUGCUCUGCUUGUACGUACACGGGUUUAGCUGGGUGUACAUUAGACGGAUAGCAGACAGUGAACAGAUAACAAUAUGGAAAGCCAUGACCAAAACCCCAGCCUCCAUUGCACUUGUAGUCUAUACCUUCAUUUCAGUAUGGUUUGUUGGUGGUCUCACUAUGUUCCAUACCUACCUCAUCAGCAAAAACCAGUCCACUUACGAGAAUUUUAGAUACCGGUACGAUGGUCUCCCAAACCCAUUUGACCAGGGUGUUGUUGAGAACUUCAAGGAGGUUUUCUUCUCAAGGAUUGCUCCAUCGAAGAACAACUUCAGGGCAAGAAUUCCUAAGGCAGUACAAGUGCCGCCUAGACUUGUAGGCGCUGGGGCCAGUUUGGGCAAUGUGGAUAUGGAAAAGUCAUCCGGGGACCUAGACAGGGGGAUGAAGCCAGGAUGGGAUGUAUCUGAUAGAAGGGAUGAUUAUGAGGGACCUGGGAGAGGGGAUGGCAGUCUCGUAGACAACAAUGGUGGUGACUCGUACGGUGAUGAAGAUGAGGAUGCUUCUUCUUCUCCAGACUUCAGUCGGAUGCUUCCUGCACAAAGCAUGGAUGGGCGGAGCGUGUUGCAUUCCAGAAGGUCUAGUUUGGGAAGGAGAAGCGGUAGCUUGGACUUACCGCCUGAUGUUCUUGCUUUCGCGGCAGCCACAGCUGGAGGUGAGGAACCACAGAAGCAGGUGGCCGGUGAAAGUGACCACGACAGUAUGUUGACACCUGAGAUCCAACGGUCUCAGUCUCAAACGAAGGAGGAAGAGAGGAGAAAGUAGAAACUCAAUGGAGUAGGAUAAUGAAGCGGAAGGCAAGGUAAGAAAUGUACAAAACUGGCAAAGAGAGGAAAAUGAAAGAGCAGGCCAAGCAAACGAAGGAAUGUGUUGAAAACUAUGUAACUAAGGGUUGGUUUUUUGUGCAGUCGUGUCGAACCACUGAUAAUUGUUUAUUUGGGCCCCUUUCUUUCUCUUCUCCAUUAUUGUGGCAUUAUUCCAACACUUUUGGCUUGUAAGUAAUUUGCUUCCACGAUGCCUUGGAUGCCUGGAAACGGACUUAGGAAGUUAUUGUGGGGGUUCCUUUAAUGGGAGAGAUUGUUCCUCGUCUUUGCCAUCACAGUGUGUAAGUAUUUGGUACUUAAAAAGCUGCGAAAUCUGGCGGCUGGGGUUCUGUAAUACCAUGUAUUUAUACUUUAAUAACCUUUUGAAAGCAGACAAGUGUAACUUGGAAGAGGUUUGGUUGAACAGAGUCGUGUUGCUGUUCUUGAAUCUUCCAAGGAACCAUCUACCAUUGCCCGGGAAUCAUGGAUGAUUAUUGGUGAAUCAUGAUAGCCACAAUCACAAAUGAAACUUGUUUUCCAUCACAAUAAUAUUGUUGGGAUUUGUUUUUCGUUGAACUAUUGUCGGGAUUUGUCUCGCAAACUUGUGAUAGUAAGAUUGAAGCUUUGAAAACAAAGGCUUACUUAACUUCUUCAAUGUUGUUUUCAUCUGCCUCAAUUUCAAUGAUUCAUUUUACUUUAUUUUGAUUCAUAGGCUACAUUGGAAGGAGAAGUUCAUAAUUAGCGGCUUGAGACGGAACUAGUUAAUGCCUGAGAUUCAGAUGUAAUAAGUGUACUUUGUAAGUUUGGGGUUGGAUUUGUAUGUUUCUCCUUGAGCUUCUAAAAGUGCAGAACUUUCAGAAUUGAAGAAGGGAGCAAUCUGGUGAAUGAUGAAGCAAGGGUGGCGGUAAUUGGUUUGCAAAUUGCAAAUCAUCAUCACAUCUACUUUACUCAAUCCGUGAACCAAUCAACCUAUUUUGGCCCCAAGACAAACACAACCCAUAACCGAACCAUGGCAAGGCUAGAAGAUAAAAGAUUUAAGUGGGAAUAGCAUUCUCAAUCUCCAAGACUGCAAAGAAUCACGAUUGAUUGCUUUCCAAAGGUCACCAGGUUACUAAUUUGGUAUUCCUGCCCUAGCUACUUUCUUCUCAAGGCCAGUGACUGGUGAGCGUGCUACUUUAUGCCAACAACUAAUUGCAACAAGAGUAGGUAAUGCAACAUAUCAAUUGAACUUCAAGAGCUAUAGUUCUCGAUUAUCUGAACGAUCGACAUCCAUGUAAUUGUAGUACAACGCCAAAACGGAUAGAUGGUUCUCCAGAGAAAAAGGCACUUGUGCUCUAAAAAGACUCGGAGACAUGAGAGAGCUAAUUAGUCCCUCGACUCACUCACUGCAUGGACUGGAAACGCUUCAUGAUGAUUAGGGUCAAGUCCAAGUACCGCUGAGCACAGUUGGAAAGGCAAGCUGAUUCGCCUGAGCUAAACUUGCUUCCGGGUGUGCUAGUUAUGCACUUAUCCCAGCACACGCUAGUGAGCUUCGCUACCAUCUCAUUCAUCAUGGCUCUUUCCUUUUCUUGCUGCAAUUCAAAACCAUAACAAAAAAGACAUCAGUAAUUCCCCCUCCCCUCGCCCGAUUAAUCUCACGUCAGAAUCAAUACAAACAAGCAGAAUACUCGACACACAGACACCAAGUUUCUAAGUCCAGAGAACAGCUUAGAGAGUAGCUCAUGCAGUUGACAAAGGGAAAAACCAGCAAUCCAUAGAGCAACCGAUACGUGGACUAAAUUAAGCACUGCGCAGCAGCUAGUCUCUUCUAACCCUAGUAAAUUCAACGCCGGAUUCUCUUUUCACAAUUUCUGGAGGCAUUAUGCAAAGGCACAGACGAGAAAGCGACGAUCAACAGAGGUCAUAAUAAUCUCUGAAGCAGUAGGACCCAUUGGAUUCACAGCAAUUAUGGUCAACAACGCCAAAUUAGAACCGAUACAGAAAGAAACAAUUACGAAGAAAUUAUGGACACCAAGAGGAAAAAGAAAGAAGCUAUAAGGCUGCUGGGGGGGAGACUAAAGUUCGCUUACAUUGAGGAAAUGCUGUAAUUCAGCUGUAUUGAGGGAUGAAGGAUCCAUUGCCUCUGUCUCCGAUGGUGUGUGUUGAGGGAUCAGGAUUCUUCAAAACCUCACUCGACUGCUGCAGUUCUGAGAAACCCUAACUAACAAAAACCACUAGAGAAUAAGGAGAAGAAGCGACCGCCCCGCGGAAUUAGAACCGCGACUGAAUGAAGGGUAUGGCAAUGG
This is a messenger RNA of Linum trigynum, 4519 nucleotides long. NCBI's taxonomy places the organism in Eukaryota, Viridiplantae, Streptophyta, Magnoliopsida, Malpighiales, Linaceae. The record is from the annotation of a GenBank genome assembly.